Messenger RNA from Drosophila innubila, 787 nucleotides. It is a transcript of the gene Gar1, whose product is annotated as probable H/ACA ribonucleoprotein complex subunit 1. Gene Ontology annotation, molecular function: box H/ACA snoRNA binding. The record is from RefSeq and is a predicted model, not a curated record. NCBI's taxonomy places the organism in Eukaryota, Metazoa, Arthropoda, Insecta, Diptera, Drosophilidae. Gene Ontology annotation, biological process: ribosome biogenesis; snoRNA guided rRNA pseudouridine synthesis. The transcript is spliced from 3 exons. Bases 16 to 732 code for a protein of 238 amino acids. Gene Ontology annotation, cellular component: box H/ACA snoRNP complex.
UUUUCACGCUAAAAAAUGUCUUUUGGUCGAGGACGUGGUGGCGGUGGUGGUAGAGGUUUCCGUGGUGGUGGCGGAGGUGGAGGCGGCGGUGGAGGACGCGGAGGUGGUGGACGCGGCGGUGGCGGAUUCAACAAGUUCGGAGGUGGAGGCCGCGGGGGAGGUCGUGGCGCCUUCGAUCAGGGACCGCCAGAACGUGUGAUUCCGUUGGGCAACUUCAGUUAUUCGUGUCAGAAUGAUCUGGUUUGCAAAGUCGACAUAGAUGACGUACCAUACUUCAAUGCACCCAUAUUCCUCGAAAAUAAGGAGCAGAUUGGCAAAAUUGACGAGAUAUUUGGCACUGUUCGGGAUUACUCCGUCUCUAUUAAACUAUCUGAUAAUGUGUACGCAAAUAGUUUUAAGGCAAGCCAACAGUUAUACAUUGAUCCCGGAAAGCUGUUGCCAAUUUCAAGAUUUCUACCUAAACCGCCACAGCCGAAAGGUGCCAAGAGGAAAGGUGGCCCUAGUGGAGGAGUUGGUGGCGGACGGGGACGCGGCGGUGGAUUUGGUGGCCGUGGCGGUGGUGGUGGUGGUGGAUUUAGAGGUGGAUCAAGCCGAGGUGGAGGCGGUGGAUUCAAUAGAGGAGGUGGUGGCGGCGGCGGCGGAGGAGGAUUUAAUAGAGGACGCGGUGGCGGCGGAGGAGGCCGUGGAGGCGGAGGAGGACGUGGUGGAGGCGGAGGACGUGGACGUUGGUAAUUCAAGAUGUAAAAUAACACUAAGAAUAAUAAAAUACACAUUGAUAAAAAAUAAA